AUGGUGUGCGGGCUGACCACAGCAGGAAGCCCAGUCCAGCCCAGCCCGGCCCUGCGGGAGGGAGGUGGCCAGCGCGGGAAGACGGGUGGGGGCAGCCCGGGAAAUGCGGGCCAGGCGGCGCGAGGUGGGGGCCGGUCCCUGGUCCUGGAGGAGCCGGAGAACAGGCCUGGCCCCGCCGGCAGGACGCCCAAGAUGCCAACUCAGCCGGUGCUGGCCACAGGGGCGCCCACCCGCGAUGUCCUGCUGGUCUCUGCCAUCAUCACCGUCAGCCUUAGCGUCACUGUCGUCCUCUGCGGCCUCUGCCACUGGUGUCAGCGCAAACUGGGCAAACGCUACAAGAACUCCUUGGAGACGGUGGGCACUCCGGACUCAGGGCGUGGGCGCAGCGAGAAGAAGGCCAUCAAUGAUCUAGACAGAGACUUUUGGAAUAACAAUGAGAGCACAGUGCAGCAGAAAUGGAGCUCCUACCCUCCCAAGGAGUUUAUUCUAAACAUUUCACCCUACGCCCCUUAUGGCGACCCACGACUGUCCCUCAAUUUCGAGGACUCCACCCUGUCCACGGCCACUACCUUAGAGUCCAUCCCCAGCUCCGCGGGAGAGCCGAAAUGCCAGCGACCCCGCACCCUGGUGCGUCAGCAGAGCCUGCAGCAGCCGCUCAGCCAGCACCAGCGGGGCCGGCAGCCCAGCCAGCCCACCACCAGCCAGAGCCUGGGCCAGCUGCAGGCCCACGCGGCCUCGGCCCCCGGCCCCGGCCCCCGGGGCCCCGUCCACGGCCGCGGCCAGGCUCGCCAGGGCGCCUCCGCUGGCUCCAAGCACCGGGCGGCCGGGGGCCGCAGCCGCUCCAACCCGGGCAGCUGGGACCACGUGGUGGGGCAGAUUCGAAACCGAGGCUUGGACAUGAAAUCCUUCCUGGAAGGCCGGAUGGUGGUGCUAUCCUUGGUCUUAGGGCUUUCGGAGCAGGAUGACUUUGCCAAUAUCCCUGACCUGCAAAACCCAGGAACCCAGCAGACCCAGAGCGCUGAGGGGGACAAGAGGUUACCCGCAGGAGGGAAGGCGGUGACCACAGCCCCGGUGCCCGGCCAGACGCCCCACGAUGAGUCUGACCGCCGGACCGAGCCCCGCUCCUCCGUCUCGGACCUCGUCAACUCCCUCACCAGCGAGAUGCUCAUGCUGUCCCCAGGCUCCGAGGAGGAGGAGGCCCAUGAGGGCUGCAGCCGAGAAAACCUGGGCCGGAUCCAGUUCAGCGUGGGCUACAACUUCCAGGAGUCCACGCUCACCGUGAAGAUCAUGAAGGCCCAGGAGCUGCCGGCCAAGGACUUCAGUGGCACCAGUGACCCCUUUGUCAAGAUCUACCUGCUGCCGGACAAGAAGCACAAGCUGGAGACCAAGGUGAAGCGCAAGAACCUGAACCCCCACUGGAACGAGACCUUCCUCUUUGAAGGUUUCCCCUACGAGAAGGUGGUGCAGAGGGUCCUCUACCUCCAGGUCCUGGACUACGACCGCUUUAGCCGCAACGACCCCAUUGGGGAGGUGUCCAUCCCCCUCAACAAGGUGGACCUGACCCAGAUGCAGACCUUCUGGAAGGAUCUGAAGCCAUGCAGCGAUGGGAGUGGGAGCCGAGGGGAGCUGCUCCUGUCUCUCUGCUACAACCCCUCUGCCAACUCCAUCACCGUGAACAUCAUCAAAGCCCGGAACCUCAAAGCCAUGGAUAUCGGGGGCACGUCAGACCCCUAUGUGAAGGUGUGGCUGAUGUACAAGGACAAGCGAGUGGAGAAGAAGAAGACAGUGACCAUGAAGAGGAACCUGAACCCCAUCUUCAACGAGUCCUUUGCCUUCGACAUCCCCACGGAGAAGCUGAGGGAGACGACCAUCAUCAUCACCGUCAUGGACAAGGAUAAGCUCAGCCGCAACGACGUCAUCGGCAAGAUCUACCUGUCCUGGAAGAGCGGCCCUGGGGAGGUGAAGCACUGGAAGGACAUGAUUGCCCGGCCCCGGCAGCCCGUGGCCCAGUGGCACCAGCUGAAGGCCUGAGUGGGGCCAAGGGAGGCCUGGGGGGCCAAGGGCCUGGGUCCCCAUCAUGCCCGCACCACUUUAUGCACAACGCCCAGCCUGACUCCCCUGCCGUGGGGGAGGGGAGACCCUGAGGGCUCGGCCAGGGAGGGGUCCAGGAAUGGUUGGGCCCAGUUUCUAGGAAAUACCAGCCCCCCCCCCACACUGGUCCAGCUCUGGGGGAGGGACUCUGGGAGCCAUUUUCCUGCUUUGCCCUUUUCCUUCCUGACUUGCUGAUGCUAAAGAAGUGGGGGAGAGCUCGGGAGCCAGAUGGGCAGACCCCUCCAGAGGCCUGCCAGGUGGGCAUGGCCCCCGUUUUCUUUAAGGCAGUGCCUGGAGGGGAGCGAGACCACCUCCCCAGCCCCCCAUGUGGGGCCAGGAGGGGAGGCCGAGGCGUUUGGCCCCGGCCUGGCCAGGAGAGGCCAGAUGGGCCCUGAUGCAAGAUGUCUGGAGCACAGCCCGUGUCCCCACAGCCACCGAGUGAGUGUCCGGUGGCCGUGGCUCCUGCCGGGGCUGGCAGUGCUGAGGGCUGUGCAGAGAGGGCAGGGUGGCCAAGCGAGGUGGGCUGGAGGCUGGAGCAGGGCAUGCAGC
This is a messenger RNA of Condylura cristata (star-nosed mole), 2640 nucleotides long. It is a transcript of the gene SYT7, whose product is annotated as synaptotagmin VII. The transcript has 13 exons. Bases 1 to 2031 code for a protein of 676 amino acids. Gene Ontology annotation, cellular component: axon; synaptic vesicle; synapse. NCBI's taxonomy places the organism in Eukaryota, Metazoa, Chordata, Mammalia, Eulipotyphla, Talpidae. Gene Ontology annotation, biological process: vesicle fusion; regulation of dopamine secretion; regulation of calcium ion-dependent exocytosis. The record is from RefSeq and is a predicted model, not a curated record. Gene Ontology annotation, molecular function: clathrin binding; calcium-dependent phospholipid binding; SNARE binding.